Cladophialophora psammophila CBS 110553 is the source of this 1491-nucleotide messenger RNA. RefSeq names its product NAD-dependent aldehyde dehydrogenase. The record is from RefSeq and is a predicted model, not a curated record. The transcript has a single exon. NCBI's taxonomy places the organism in Eukaryota, Fungi, Ascomycota, Eurotiomycetes, Chaetothyriales, Herpotrichiellaceae. Gene Ontology annotation, molecular function: aldehyde dehydrogenase (NAD+) activity. The coding region runs from base 1 to 1491 and encodes 496 amino acids.
AUGCCCGGCUUUCUGCAUACAUCCAACUGGGUCGACGGCGUGCAUACGCUCCCGGCCGCCCAACGAAUACAGGUCAUCAAUCCAGCGACCGAGGCCACGAUUGGCACUGUGGACGCCACGUCGCGAGAAGCCGUCGACGCCAUCAUUUCAGACUCUUUGCACACCUUCCGCCGUGGCAAAUGGUCAAAGGCAGACGCUUCGGAGCGAUACUCCGUUCUGUCCAGAGCGGCAGCUCUGCUGCGAUCACGGAUCCCAGAGUUCGUGGAGUUGGAGACGCAGCAGACAGGUCGACCUAUCCGUGAGAUGCGUGCCCAGUUGGCACGCAUACCGGAGUGGUUGGAGUACUUUGCCUCAUUGGCUCGUGUUCAUGAGGGACGGGUCACGCCAUUCAAGGGACCAGUCAUCAACACCCUCACCCGCCUGCCGCUCGGCGUGGUGGUGCAGAUUACGCCCUGGAAUCAUCCCCUUCUCAUAGCGACAAAGAAGAUGGCAGCGGCCCUUGCGGCGGGAAAUGUGGUGGUGGUCAAACCGUCCGAGCUUGCGCCAUUGUCGGUCUUGAGGCUCGGGGCUUUGUUUCAGGAGGCUGGACUGCCAGAUGGAACCCUGCAGAUCGUAUGCGGCUAUGGACGUGACACGGGCAAAUUCUUGUGUGAGAAUCCCUUGGUGGCGAAGAUUGAUUUGACCGGCGGAAUCGCCACGUACAGGGCUAUUGCGUCGAGAGCUGGAGAAAACAUGAUCCCGAUAACAGCUGAGUUGGGUGGGAAAGCCCCGGUAUGUCUUCUCCCGAGCCUGGAUGUCGGGCACGCCGUCAGGGCUGCCCUCUUCACCAGUUUCAUUGCCAGUGGUCAGACUUGUGUGACUGGGAGUCGUCUGCUCGUGCACACAGAUAUUUACGAUCGAUUUGCGGUAUUGUUGCAGAGCCGAGUCAAAGCCCUGCGGGUAGGCGAUCCACAGGAAUCACAGACGCAGAUCGGAGCCGUCAUCUCGGAAGCGGCUCAAGCGAGAUGUGCCGCUUUCGUGGACCGUGCCGUAAAGGAGGGCGGCACGAUCCUCUGCGGCGGCAACGCGACCACAGUGGCGGGCAAGGGGUUUUUCUUCGAGCCCACCAUUAUUGAAACACGCCAUGGCUCCGACCUAUCCUGCAAUGAAGUCUUCGGUCCAGUCAUCGCGCUCGUCAGAUGCGAGUCCGAGGAGGAUAUCAUUCGUAUAGCCAAUGAUAGCCACUUUGCAUUGGGAGCGUCGGUCUGGACGAACGACUUCUCGCAGGCACACCGGAUGGCGGAAGAUAUUGAUGCCGGCAUUGUAUGGAUCAACGGGCAUCACUUGAACGAUCCCUCGUCGCCGUGGGGAGGGUUCAAAGAGAGCGGAAUGGGAAAGGAGAACGGCGUGGAAGCCUAUGAGAGUUACACAAAGGUCAAGAGCACCGUGAUCAAUUAUGGCAUCCCCCCUGCGUGGUUCGACGAGGAGAGUGAGAAUGCACGGUACGGGUGA